GCUCGCACGGCGGCGGGACGAGGACGCGCGAAGUUGCCGCCCUGAGGGCGUUGCCAAGAUGGCGGCCGCGGGGCCGCCGCUGACAUGGGAUAUUCCUCCAAAAAAUGGCCAAGAAGUAUUUUUCUCCCAUGAACUUUAUGAAAAACAUUCCUUGUCUCUGAGUCUCUCUGAACUCUGGCAUUUAUCAAACAGAGAGGCAAAGAAAAAUGCAGAGGCAUUGGCAAACUCUUCAGAAAACAAGCAGGCUUGUAGCCUGCAGGCUGCAGAGUCACUUGAGGUGGAGGCUAAAAGCCCAGCUGAUGACCAUCCUCUCCCAGAACCCAGACUCCCCUACCCAUUUACCUCUUGUUUGACUGAGAAGGAGCAGAAGACAUACUUGUAUCUGAUGACUAAGUUCUCAAAAAAAAGAAACCAUUUCCAAGUUAAUGAAGCAAGUCAAAGGGAAUUUUUCACAUAUAUGCAAAUGAAAGAAGUAGUAAACAAUGAAAUUGCAGAAUUUAUGAAAUUUGCCCAAAACGCUGCAAAGAGCUGUGCCCAGGAUUAUGAUGCCAUCUCUGAAGAUGCCCUGCGUUAUACUGAGGAAUUGCUACGGGCACGUAUUGGGCAUGUGCAGAAGUAUCCAGAGUUUUACACCCUGCAGGAGAUCAUGAGUAUCAUGGGAGGAAAGUUUCAUACACAGCUGACCUUUAAGCUGGAAAAAAAUCUUCUUGCAAUGGGUACAGCAAGACGUGGUAAAACAGAUUUCCCUUCCAUGCCUGUUCAGCUGCCCACUGAUUAUAGCACUGUCACAUCUAUUAUAACCCCAGAAAAAAGGGCUCAUGUGAUGCAUCAUGAUAUUAGUUCAGAUUCAAAUGCAGAAAAACUUGCUUUGAAAUAUUGUCCUCAAGUUGUUUUAAGUGAUCAAUCGUUAUUUACUCUACUGAAUAAUCAUGGACUGAACUACAAGGAACAGUGGGAAAUUCCAGUUUGUGUUAAAAUGAUCACUGUUGCAGGUAGCAAACCAGCUAAAGUGGUUUAUGUUGAUCCACCUCUGCUGAGAAAAGAAAUGACAGUACGAGAGAGGAAUCAAAUCUUCCAUGAAAUUCCAAUGGAUUUCCUAGCAACUAAAACAUCUUAUGUUCCAAUUUCUAAUGUAUCAAUGGACAAACCAGCUGAGGACAACCUGCUUCAGUGGGAUGUGUGUUCUGACACCUACCAGUGCAGGACAAUUCCUCCUCCAGAUGACACUGGGAUGGACUUCGAUGAUGAUGUUACAGAACUUGAAACUUUUGGCGCAACAACCAAGCUCUCGAGAACUUGUAAAAUGGAAACUACUUUUCCUACAUCUAGUAACACUGCUAACGUUUUAUCUCAUGGCCUAAAAAUGGGGGGAAAGAAUUCAUCUGCCAUAAACAGAGGAGAUGAAGAAGAGAAAACCACCCUUUCUGAGCAAGAAGGUUCAGCACGUGCCAGCGUGCAGCUUCCAUCAUUAGAUGGCAUCCCAUGCUGCAGCCCUCAAGAACAUUCUCCCUGUAAAAGCUUUCAGUCAGUGGAGGUAGGACUGAGCAAAGCACAGGAUGUCAUGACCAAGGAAGUAUUGGACAGUGAAACAACAUUAAAUGUUCUCCCUGUUGCAGUGAGCUCUGAGAAAGAGCCUGAUGCUGCACAGAAAAAAGAGACUUACAGUUCUUUAUGUGGCAGUGACACGGAUGAAGAGCGUUUGGUGAUUGAUUCAGACUGUGAAACCACAGCUGCUUGCAAACCAGCUGUGCCAACCACUGUUUCCUCUACCUCAGCAGAGACUGCCAGAUCUCCUUGCCCUACCCAGAGUCCUUCAGCAAGCAUCACUGACUGCUCAGAUACCACAGAUCAGGGGAAAAAAGCCUCCAAGAAACCUCCAAGAAAGUUAUCCAAAGAAUUGGAUCCUGUCGGGCAAAUUUUGAAAAUGCAAACUGAACUUCUCAAGUCCCCUUCCCGAAAAGCUCAUGAGCCACUGCUGAGCUGUGGUAUUUCUAAUGGUGUCCCAGCCCAGCUGCCUCAGUCUCCAAAAACACUGGUGACCUCCAGCACAGAAACUGUGCCAGCCCCAGCCUCCAAUCCCACCGGCUCCUCUAGAAAUACCUGGACGUGGCUUUUUGAGGGGAUGCCAAAGACAAAGCUGCCAAGUGAACUUCAGCUGCUUGAAGAAGACCCUUCAGAGUACCAAGCACCUGAGGAAGGCAAUGUUGUGUACAAGCUCUUCAGUUUGAAUGAUCUGUUGUUACUCGUGCGUUGCAGUGUGCAGAAAGUCAAGUCACUGCCACAAUACCAGAAAAAGAAAAAAGCCCAAAAGCCAAUUCCCAUAUUCCUGUUGCCAAAACUCGGGUACCAAGCCUACUACGGUGUGGAAGCUCUUACAGAAAGUGAAGUGUGCCAGCUGUGGACACAGAGUAUGCUGCAUUCCAAAUGCUUCUUUUAUAUUGGACAUAUUGAUGCUUUUACAUCAAAGCUUAUUAUGCUAGAAAAGAUUUCUCCAGCAACUUUAAGAGAAAAACUUGGAUUGAUUAAACCUGCAAAUUCGUUAAAUAUACUUCAUCAUGUUUUGAAGAAGGUGUCAGAUUUGGAGGAGGGCUCUUAUUUAUUGACUCACGCUGCAGGAGAUUCAUCAGUUGCAAUUUACAAGAGUUCUCUUGACAAGAGCACAAGAUCAUCCUAUAACUUGCACAAAGCUCACUGUGAUCUGCCUGCCGUACCUGCCACUCUCUCAGUGCCAUGGGUUCCCCUGGACCCCAGCCUCCCUUUGCCCUACCACAUAGUUCAUGGAAGAGUUCCAUGCACCUUUCCACCUGCACCCUGGGAAGGGUGGAAACAGAAGAUGGCUGGGGUGAAAGGACAGUGGGACACACCCCAUGAGGGAAGGCCAGUAGCUAUGGAAACCAAAGGCAAUCCAGCUAAGCCUGCUAGAAAUGAAGGUGUGGCUCCAAAGAAGCUGAGGAAGAAUUUCUGCAAGCAAAGAAAAGUGAAGAAAAAGUGGAAAACUAAAUUCAACAAAAUGCAACUGAAGUAGGAAUAAGCCUGGAGAAGAACAAGAGGAUGCAAAAAAUCUGAGGUUUCUUGCAGCUUCCGAGGAGCCAGAACAAGCUGGCAGGGGAAAUGGCUCCAAUAGCUGAAGCAUUCUCUAAACCUUUAACCCUUUGGUACCUCAGGGGACAUGUUUCACAUGAAAAUCUCAGAGAAAAAAAGGAUGUGGAUGCAGCCACUUGGCUGGUUAUGGGGAACAGAGUAUCUUCUGUUGUUCUGGUGACUUGUAGAGAAGCUGCAUCUUUAAGAGUGAAGCAGUAGUUGACAACAACUUCUAAUACUAUGUAAUGAGAAAAAUAGCUUUUCAGCUUUCCCAAUUCUUCCAGAUUCACUACAGAUUUUUGUUCUCACAUAUUUUAAAGAUAUGUUUUACUUUGUGCAUUGUGUAUAGGAGGAACAACUUGGAUUUAAUUAUUGAGCUUUUUUGACACAUGGUGUCUACUGGCUUUUAAAGAACUUAGAAAAAUACAUUUUUCUUUUUAGAAUGGUGUAACAAAUGAAGGACAAAAGCUGUGUUUAUUUGAAUAGUAAGGGCCAUAAAUUUGCAUUAGAAAACUUAAAAGUACAGCUGAAAAAGUAAAAUAAUAACAGGAGAGCUGCAUUUUUGCAUGUUUAAACUGCUGUCACAAAAAGCAGAGGUCUUAAAGGUGUUCUUCCAAGUCUUGUGUUUGGACUGAGGAAGUUACCAAGUACACACAUCUGAUCAAGCAUUCUUCUGCUCACUGGGACUUGAUGAGACAUGUUUUAAUGUCAUGAGGGUGAAAAAAAAACAUGUUUACUGGAGUGUACCUGCUAAAAAAAAUCCUGAAGGUAGGGAUUUUUUUAAAAUCAGGCUUCAGUAAUGAAUGUAUAUUAAAAACUUCUUUGUGAAAUACAAAGCGUUUUCUGAUGUGGCUUUUUCCCAACUGUUAGAUGUAUUUAUUCAGUUAUUCAGUUUAUUCUUUUUUUGGACCACUGCUUGUUUCAUCUGUAGUAUUAAGCUAUUGAUUAGUUGAACUUGUGUUUGCAGUUUACAAAUAGUUCUGAUUCAAAAUCCUAAAUGCCCUUAGACUCCUCAUAAUAGGAAUACUUUAGCUGUGAGUCAUUUUUCCCAGAUAACUGACUCUGUCUGGGGGAUUCAAGGCAAGUUUCAGUUUGUAAGUAUAAAACUUCUUGCCAGACUUGUUUGGAAUUUGCUUUCCCAAUGCAGUUUCUUGAG
Messenger RNA from Pyrgilauda ruficollis (rufous-necked snowfinch), 4237 nucleotides. It is a transcript of the gene ICE2, whose product is annotated as interactor of little elongation complex ELL subunit 2. NCBI's taxonomy places the organism in Eukaryota, Metazoa, Chordata, Aves, Passeriformes, Passeridae. The transcript is spliced from 15 exons. The record is from RefSeq and is a predicted model, not a curated record. Gene Ontology annotation, biological process: snRNA transcription by RNA polymerase II; snRNA transcription by RNA polymerase III; positive regulation of transcription by RNA polymerase III. Bases 59 to 3025 code for a protein of 988 amino acids. Gene Ontology annotation, cellular component: transcription elongation factor complex.